CAGCUUCAUACCAGGUAAAGCAGGGUACCUGUGAGGUGGUUGCCAUCCACCGCUGCUGCAAUAAGAACAAGAUUGAGGAGCGUUCACAGACCGUCAAGUGCUCAUGUUUCCCUGGUCAGGUGGCCGGUACCACACGUGCACAGCCAUCUUGUGUGGAGGCUUCCAUCGUGCUACAGAAGUGGUGGUGCCAAAUGCACCCAUGUUUGGAUGGCGAGGAGUGCAAAGCUCUUCCAGAUCUGACUGGCUGGUCCUGCAGCACCGGUAACAAAGUCAAAACCACUAAGGUCACACGAUAGCAACAACAUGGCAGUUCUACCAUGAGGCCCAAGACUCCUUAACGACCCACUGGAAAAGAAAACUUUCUUGUUUAAGACACUGACAUUCUGAAGAACUCAGUACAUGUACAGUACAUGCAAGAGAUUGGACAAACUGAUUGUAGACUAUAGACAGCAUUUUGAUUUGACAGAAGACAUACAAGGAUCUCUGUAUAAACCUGAAGACUGUAUCCAUAAGCUCAAAGUGACUUCCUGGAUUUCCACUGGUUUGUGAGUGCAUGUAUGAGAGAUUAGAGGACGUUGGACUUGAAGGACAAACCCUGGACUGUCAGAUUCGGCUGGAGGUUUGUGUGACUGUCUGUAAGAGACUGUAGUUUAACUAUGUUUAUCGGCUUUCCAGCACACAGCAAACUUUAUAUUCACGAGUAGGGAGGGAAUUUUGCUCUGAAUGUGUGAUUCACAAGUUAUUGUCAAUUUGCUCCUCUGGGUCAAGUCAUUACCCUGAAAAUGUUUCCUUUAAGUCAUUUUGCACUUCUAAUUAGGGUUGCUGAAUAGGAUCAUAACAACAAAUUAAAAAUUCAUGAGCCUUUUUUUGCACUA
Messenger RNA from Danio rerio (zebrafish), 875 nucleotides. It is a transcript of the gene tafa4b, whose product is annotated as TAFA chemokine like family member 4b. Gene Ontology annotation, biological process: signal transduction. NCBI's taxonomy places the organism in Eukaryota, Metazoa, Chordata, Actinopteri, Cypriniformes, Danionidae. The record is from RefSeq and is marked provisional.